Messenger RNA from Mustela lutreola (European mink), 1020 nucleotides. It is a transcript of the gene LYRM1, whose product is annotated as LYR motif containing 1. Bases 370 to 897 code for a protein of 175 amino acids. Lineage: Eukaryota; Metazoa; Chordata; Mammalia; Carnivora; Mustelidae. The transcript has 6 exons. The record is from RefSeq and is a predicted model, not a curated record. Gene Ontology annotation, cellular component: mitochondrion.
CUAGGGACGCUGAGGGAGGGCUAGGAGGAGCUGGACUGGACCAUUUUUUUUUUUUUUUUUGGCUGGAGUAGCGGGGAAGGAUAACGAAAAGGGUAAAGGGAAACCAGGGAGAGGAUGAAGUUGGCUCUAUUGUUGCGUAUACGGCGGAAGGUGGGUUAGAGUAUACAGUUUCAGAGAAACUCGAGACUACCUCUGACCUGAAACUAAUGCUCCCACAGAGAUCCUCCGGUGGUUUAGUCCGGCCUGGCCUACCGGACCUGCCCGACCGUCGUCGGCCGCAGCUCAGCUAAGCUCCCGGCACCGCCUCCUCCUGGCCCGCGGUAGGCUGCGGCACUUCUGUGGGUGGGGGAAGGCGGGACUGACGCAGAGAUGACAACAGCAACACGACAAGAAGUUCUUGGCCUCUACCGCAGAAUUUUCAGGCUUGCGAGGAAAUGGCAGGCGGCAUCAGGGCAGAUGGAAGACACCAUUAAAGAAAAACAGUACAUAUUAAAUGAAGCCAGAACACUGUUCCAGAAAAACAAAAAUGUCUCAGUCCAGCCGCCUUUCAGUCAGCAAGUGUUGGAGUGCCCAUGCUGUGCCAAACACUGGACUAGACAUGGAGGAUAUAAAAUGAGCGAAACCAAGACAGGAUCCCUCAAGGAUGUUUCAGAGUUAGAUGGCAAGCAGUGUAAAAUUGCAAUUGGGCUCACAGACACAGACCAGAUUAAACAGUGCAUAGACGAAUGCACAGCCAGGAUUGAAAUUGGACUGCAUUACCAGAUUCCUUAUCCAAGGCCAAUUCAUCUGCCUCCAAUGGGCCUUACCCCACUACGAGGCCGGGGACUUCGAAGCCAGGAAAAACUGAGGAAACUUUCCAAACCAGUAUAUCUCAAGUCUCAUGAUGAGAUUUCUUAACCCCGAAGAAAAUUUAUUUCUCAGAAAGAUGAGCCAACUAGGUCUUGAAUGUAAACCAGAUGACAAAACCCUUCUGUUUGAUUAGGGGCAAAAAUUAAAGUAUCUUCUUAAAAACCUCCAAAA